CGGACAGAAGGCGGGAAAUUUAUUAAUUUUUUUUCGCUUUCAAAUAGAAGAUUAAAAAACCUUCCCUACGUCGCCUUUCAAGCCUCGGUCACUGCCCCGCUCUUAUUCCCGCCUAUUGUCUUCUCUGAUAUGCAAAGCUACAGAGGCAAAAAUUGAUGAGAGUUCCUCAUGUGUGUUGCAUCAAAUCUCAACAUUUGAUAGCAAAAUCCCGUUUGGAUGCUUUUCUCCGUUCUAAUAUUCAUGUUCGUUCUCCCUCUCCUCACAGAGAGAACUACACAAAAUGGAACACAACCCACAGCUAUGUUCUCUCAAACCCUCUUCUUUCUCUACUAGAAAACUGCAAAACUCUCUCUCAAUUGAUGCAAAUCCAGGCCCAAAUCAUCUGCACUGGCUUCAUCACUGAUGGGUUCGCCUCAAGUCGUUUAAUUGCCUUUUGUGCAAUAUCAGAAUCAAGAAAUCUUGAUUAUUGCACCAAAAUUUUGUACAAUACACAAAACCCAAAUACGUUUUCUUGGAAUGUAGCAAUUAGAGGGUAUUUAGAGAGUGAAAACCCUAAGGAAGCAAUACUUUUGUAUAAAAGAAUGUUAAGAAGUGGAGGUUCUAGGCCUGAUAAUUACACUUUCCCUUUGUUGUUUAAAGUUUGUGCCAUUUUACUGUUGAACUGUUUGGGUCAUCAAAUUCGAGGGCAUGUACUGCUGUUAGGUUUUGAUAAGGAUAUUUUUGUGUAUAAUGCAAUGAUAUACAUGCUGGCUUCUAUGGGAGAAUUGGAGUUGGCACGUAAGGUGUUUGAUGAAGGUUGUGUAAGAAACUUGGUUUCUUGGAAUUCUUUGAUUAAUGGGUAUGCUAGGAGUGGGAAGGCAAACGAAGCUUUAAGUAUUUAUGAAGAAAUGAUCAAGGAGCAAGUAAAUUGGGAUGAGGUGACAAUGAUUGGUGUUAUAUCCUCCUGUGCACAGUUGGAGAAGUUGAAACUUGGGAGAGAAUUUCAUCGAUAUAUUGAACAAAAUGGAUUGAAUUUAACAAUUCCUCUUGCCAAUGCGCUUAUGGAUAUGUAUGUAAAGUGUAGGGAUCUUGAGGCAGCAAAAGCAAUAUUUGAUAAUAUGACAGAGAAAACAGUUGUCUCAUGGACUACAAUGGUCGUUGGGUAUGCAAGGCAGGGGCUUUUGGAUACAGCUAGGAAGUUUUUUUGUGCAAUGCCGGAAAAAAAUGUUGUGACAUGGAAUGCCAUUAUUGGGAGUUAUGUUAAAGCCGAGCAUAGCAAGGCUGCAUUGUUUUUGUUUCAUGAAAUGCAAGCUAGCAAUAUUAAGCCUGAUGGAGUGACUAUGGUUCAUUGCUUAUCUGCAUGCUCCCAGCUUGGAGCACUUGAAAUUGGAAUAUGGGUUCAUCAUUAUAUUGAAAAGUACAAUAUUCCUGUUGAUGUUGUUUUAGGCACUGCUUUAGUUGAUAUGUAUGCAAAAUGUGGGAAUAUUAUGAAGGCUCUUCAGGUUUUUCAUGAUAUGCCAGGAAGAAACUCUUUAACGUGGACAGCCAUAAUUUGUGGUUUAGCCCUUCAUGGGAAACCACAUGAUGCCAUAUCUUACUUCUCCAACAUGAUUGAUAUUGGAGUUAUGCCAGACGAGAUCACAUUUCUUGGAGUUCUAUCAGCUUGUUGUCAUGGAGGCUUAGUUGAAGAGGGUCGCAAGUAUUUUGCACAAAUGAAAUCCAAAUUUAACCUGUGUCCACAGCUUAAACACUACUCUUGUGUGGUCGACCUUUUGGGUAGGGCUGGUCUAUUGGAGGAGGCAGAACAGUUGAUUAAAGGCAUGCCAAUAGAGGCUGAUGCUGUCGUGUGGGGUGCAUUUUUCUUUGCUUGUCGAAUCCAUGGAAAUCUUUUGAUGGGAGAAAAAGCAGCUUUGAAGCUUCUUGAGCUAGACCCUAGUGACAGUGGAAUAUAUGUUCUGCUUGUGAAUAUGUACAGGGAAGCCAAUAUGUUGGAGGAGGCAGGGAAGGUGAGGAAGAUGAUGAGGGAAAGAGGAAUAGAGAAGAUUCCUGGUUCUAGUUCAAUUGAGGUGAAUGGCAUUGUUUAUGAGUUCAUUGUUAUGGAUAAAAUGCACUCUCGAUCCAUACAGAUUUAUGAAUGCUUAACCCAAUUAACAAGACAAAUGGAGUUAAUUGAAUGCAUUUCUGGUGUUCCAAGUUUUGGAGAUGAUUUUUCUCUCAGACUUUGAAGUUGAAACCAGGAGGCAUUCUUUGUAUUAGAUGCAAACAUAUGAAAAUUAUUGAUAGAGGAAAGCUAUAUCCAUCGAUGACACUGUUCAUCUGAGUUGUUUA
Messenger RNA from Hevea brasiliensis (rubber tree), 2307 nucleotides. Its product is annotated as pentatricopeptide repeat-containing protein At2g22410, mitochondrial. The record is from RefSeq and is a predicted model, not a curated record. NCBI's taxonomy places the organism in Eukaryota, Viridiplantae, Streptophyta, Magnoliopsida, Malpighiales, Euphorbiaceae. Gene Ontology annotation, molecular function: RNA binding; protein binding. Bases 156 to 2204 code for a protein of 682 amino acids. Gene Ontology annotation, biological process: RNA modification. The transcript has a single exon.